UAUCAGUGGGAAUAACAAAAAAAAAGGGCCCACACAAUGUGACGUAUCUUGGGGAGAGCGCACGCCCCAAAGCUCCAGCCAGCCGACAACAACUUUCGCUCUCUCUCCCUCUCUCUGCCCAACUGAUGAUGUCACGCAAGCUUUACCGCUCUCUCGGAGAUUCGUUCUGAAACAUAUUUUGCCCGCAGCUCCGAUAUCUCUUUUGCAUUUCAUUUUCGUUUCGUUCGCGUCGGUUGUUUGGUCUGACUUUCCGCCUGUAUAUGGAAUAAAAAUAUAAUCUAAACAUGUGCCUUUAAUAAUACAAUUUUAAAUUGCUUUCCGUCACGGCAUUGGAAUAUUGAGAGUUUAGUUUAGAGGGCAAAAUGCCAACUGUGUGUAAAUUUGAAUUGGAUCACCGUGAUCCUAUUUACUAUAGCGGCGAGGUAAUCAAUGCACGCAUUAAUCUUCAUACAGAUUCCAACAAGUCGGUGAAUGAGGUCUACAUACUCUUUCGUGGCGAGGCAAAAGUGAGUUGGAGCGAACACAAGACGAAGACCAUCAAUGGAACGCGGCAGAACUACACUGAAAACUAUCGGGGCAAGCAAACGUAUCUGGACACACGCACCCAAGUGUUUGGGUCGGGGAAUCUGCUGUGUGGCGACCACCAGUACACCUGCAGCAUACCCCUGCCGCUGGAUUGCCCCACUUCGUGCGACAUGAAAUAUGGCAAGAUCCACUAUGAGAUCUCGUUGGUCAUCGAUAAGCAGUGGGGCUUCAAUAAGGACUACACGCAGCCGCUGACGGUCAUCCAAACCUACAAUCUAAAUAUGUCCCCAGAGUUAUUGAUUCCCCUGGUGCGUGAGGACGUUAAGUAUUUCUGCUGUUGGCCCUGCAGCUCCGGUCCGGUUCUGUCCACCCUCACCAUACCCUUUGGUGGCUAUGCGCCGGGCCAGAAGAUACACUAUAGCCUGGAGAUAGACAACAAGUCGGGUGGCUAUGACCUGGACGGCAUUGAGCUGCAGCUGAAACAAGUCAGCCAGUUCAAGGCCCAAACUCCGCUGCACAAGACCCGCGAUAUCGAGAAGGCACUGCAUGGCAGCUGCCAGGGCGAGCGAGUGCUACGCUUCUCCAAGCGCAUCAUCAAUGGCACUCUGCUCAUUCCGUCAGUGCCGCCCACCACACGGACCGACUCCAUCAUAGCCAUCAGCUACAGGGUACUCUUCUCGAUCAAAAUGGGCGACUGCCACAUGGACUCGGAGUUCGAUAUACCCCUUGUGAUUGGCACUAUACCGCUGGCCCAGAGCGCUGAAGAUCCCACGCAUGUGGCCGAAUGGAUACCCCAGACGCCCGACACACCAGCGGGAGCGACGGGUGGGGAUAUGCCGCCCAGCUAUGACAAUUGCAAGCCGCCCACCUUUGAGGAGGCCACGAACCUGGGCGACAGGUUCAUCGACACGGACGUGGACGAGCGCCAUCCUACGAAUGACUUCAUACCCCGCUAUCCCAUGUACACGAACUUUGCUCAGCCCACGGCACCGCCAGAGGCGAGCGACUCCCCGCUGCUGCCACCACAACCCUCUGCUGUACCAAUUCUGUCGCUGCCACAUGGCGCCACUGCCGCACCGACUGCAGAGAACUCGAAUGUAGCUGCAGAGAGUCGAACCUCAUAUGGUUGGAAUGCCAAUAUAUAGGAGCGGAGUCUACCUCAGUCAGACUUGGUACUAAAUCAUAAGCUUUGAAAAGAUUUUCUUAGCAUUUGUAUCUCACUUUUAAGGCGCCCUUAAGUAUGCAACAAAAUGCUUGCUUGAAUGCUUGUAAUUAUUUUUUUUAUAAUGAUUUUAAAUGCAUUUAAGAAACAUUUUUGUGCCCUCUGAUCAAUGAUAAUUAAGGAUAUACCUACUCCCACUUAAUGCAACACAAGCAAUGCAUUUAAUAUUGUUUCGAUAUAUUUUGUUGGACAUUUAAAUGUUUUUUAUAAAUCUCAGUGAUAGCUACAAAUUUUAAUUGUAAAUGAAGCACACCUUUCUGACCAAUUUUAAAUGAAUUUCCUUAGGUUAAAAUAAAUAAUAUGUGAUGUCAAUGCACUGCUC
Molecule: messenger RNA, 2069 nt
Organism: Drosophila obscura
Lineage: Eukaryota; Metazoa; Arthropoda; Insecta; Diptera; Drosophilidae
Product: arrestin domain-containing protein 3
Exons: 4
Coding region: 363-1670 (435 amino acids)
Biological process (GO): protein transport
Cellular component (GO): cytoplasm
Source: RefSeq, a predicted model, not a curated record